CCCAGGUAAGUUUACUUUCGGUUUGAAAUUACUCUGACCGUGACACACGAGACGUUUAAUACAGAAAUAAAAAGGGACAAGAUGGCAACUGCUUCACCUCCUGUAGACUGGCAAGUCGGGAAAACACUUUCCGAAAGCUUUGACCACUUACUGACUUCCGGUAUUGCCAGUGACGUCACAUUUAUUGUCGGAGAGGAAAAGAACAGGGUAUCCGCCCACAAACUGGUCCUCCUCAGUAGAAGUCCGGUAUUCUACGCCAUGCUGGAGGGUCCAAUGGCCGAGAAAGGGGAGAUAACUAUCCCGGAUAUAACUCUAGAGGCGUUCAACUUGUUUUUAAGGUACCUUUACACAGACAAAAUCAACUUGACGGGCAGAAACGUGUUACCCGUGUUUGAUGCGGCCAGAAAAUACUGCGUCGAUAUCCUUUCCUCUCUUUGUGAGACUUUUUUUUCUCGGAAUCUGACGGUAGGUAGUGUAUGUGUGCUAAUGGAGCAAGCCCAUGUGUUCAUGAUGGAGAGCCUGAAAGAGAAGUGCUUACAGUUUAUUCUUGAAAGCGCUUCUGAUGUUCUACAAUCGGAGACUUUCAAUGAACUCUGUCUGGACUGUGUGGCAAUUAUCACUGAAUCAGAUAACCUUCAUACCGUUCCUGAGAAAAACGUGUAUGAAGCUCUCACCAAUUGGGCGGAGGCGGAAUGUGGCCGACAGAAUCUAGAGGCAACAGCACAAAACAAGAGGAACCUCCUUGGUGACAUUUUGUACAAUGUACGUUAUCUGCAUGCCGAGGAUGAUUUUCUUUUCGGUAAAAUAUGUUCUGACAAAAUCCUGAAAUCAGAUGAUAUAGUUGAUCUUAUCAAUCAAAGGCGAAACCAAAUCCCUUUGUUAUCGGAUAAAUUAAAGUCAAGAAAGAGGUUUGCUCAUUGUUGUCAAAGGAUAUAUAGAAAUGGACAAGUGAGGCAACGCGUGUGGCUUACGGAACCGGAGAAUGAUGGUAUUUCGUUCCAGCCAUCCGCUGAUGUAUAUCUUGUCGGAUUUGGAUCAUUCCACACGGCAAAAGAACCAAGUGGCGUUAGUUUGAAGGUGUAUGAAGAAAAUUUUUGUCUUCUCGACACGUUUAAGACAUUGGCAGAGUCACAACCAGACACACCUCACAUGGGUGAUGUAAGGUUUGAUAAACCGAUAAAGUUAAGAGCUGGGAAAACAUAUACAUUAGUUGAACUUGCGAACAGGGAAAAGGUAUACUAUUUUGAAAAUGGACUUAAAAGCGUUGCUCUCAAAGAUAUGACUAUUGUUUUCAGUGAAACAAAAAGAAGCAGAUGUACAAAUACAAAUAGAGGUCAGAUACCUUAUCUUAUUCUACAGUAGCGACAUCUGAACGAAGGUGACUACUCUCUGACCUCUUUAGCCACAAUUACACACAUCAAAUUAGUAUAUAUAAUGUAGAUGUCCAACUGGGAUGCAUGAUACAGGUGAUUAUAAGACUUUUUAUGUGUGUGUAUACUCCACCAGGGGGUCACAGAAUGUGGUGAAACCCGAGGCUUACCGAGGUUUUUACCACAUUUUGUGAUCCCGAGGGUAGAAUAUCCCUAUCCUACAUACAUACACAAUGAAGAAUCUUUUCUCUCAUAUCACUAUUUAAUUUCUGGUAAAGUGUCAGUCGGCCAUCCAUUUUCUCCUUUUUUAAAAUUCAUUAUUUGAGGUUUUCCCCAAAAAUACAUUCCUUUCAUGGUGGUGAACGAAAUGCAUAAUUCGCCGAUAGGAAUUUCCGUAACCUGAUCAGCUUUUGACGUGUCCAUGAUCAUGUUAUCACCAUCCGAGAAAACAAGUUUUAUCAAUACUUUAAAAAAUCAACGAGGAAAUGAAUUUUCCAAUUUCAUAUGUAUUUGAUUUGCAGUUCCACAUAUUCGAUCAUUUACGGAAUAAACCUGUACGUUUUAUUGGUUAGUUACGACUCAUGUAAAAUACUACGUCACUGCAUAAUACCACGACUACCAUUGGAUUCCAUUCAUAGUACAAAUUAUAUGGAUCGUAUUUAUUUUAAAGAACACGAGAAAAAAUAAAAAUAAAAAACACGGGUACAUGAUCCCCGACAUUACUUUACACUGUGAUGAGCCUAAUGAAAAAUGAAUAUUAUUUUCGUCAAAGCUUCCAUGCAUACUGUGAUGUAAAUAUCUAGUAAUAAAGCAAAAGGCUCUGAUAAAAUUUUAUGUUUUGCUGUUUAAUGCUGUACUAGGCACAGGCGUUGUGCCAGAACAAUAGAAAAUGGUUACAAUAAAGCCCAUCUAUAGGGAAUACAGUUGAUUCCAUACCACUGAUAAUAACAGGGCUAUAAUUCUGUUGUCAAUUAUUUGAGAGGUUUUUACUUAUGUUUUAAACAAACACCUUACAACAGUAUCUGAUGGUAAACAGUUUAUAUUUGAUGAUCAAGCGGUCUUUAGAAGAGGUUUUCAUUUAACAGAAAAUAUAUUUAUAAUUUAUUUUCUAAUAUCUAUAUACUUUGCUAUGGGUAAAAUUAUACUGCACAUUUGCUAGAUUUUCGAAAUGUUAUCGAUACAGUGUGAGUUGUGGAUUAUGAAGAAAGGUACUUAAAAAUAAUACUACAUGAACAAGUUCAAGGUUAUUUUCAUAUUUAUCACAUACCUGUUGUAUCUUAUAGUAAUACAAGAAAUUUCAGACCAUGAAAUACAACGGUCUGUAUUGCACAUGUGCAAUACGGAAUGUUGUAUUUACCUUCUAGCCGGAACUAUUUUUUUUAUGGAAAUCCCCUUGUCAUUGGACAUGUAACAUAUCCGGGUAUUGCAUUGGUAAAUAUUUAUGGAUAGUUUUUUUUUAAGUUUGAGAUUUUUUAUGGUCACGACAACUCACAUGCUUUGCUGAACACAGUAUGGUUCAAUAGCACUAAACUUUUGGGGUUCAGGGGAUGUAAUGAGAACAGACAAUUGAAAUGGGGAGACAUAGAAUUAAAAUGAGAUGAAAAUGGGUCAGAAUACCUAGAAUUUAACCAAAGAACAACAAAAACAAGAGGCGGAAACAGUACUCACGUAAGAUCAUUUAAUCCGAAACAGUUUCAAAAUCCUGAAAUUAAGUGGCGAUGUCCAAUCGAAGCCUACAAAUUGUACGCCAAGCACCGUCCUCAGGCCAUGAAUACACCGGAGUCUCCAUUUUAUAUCGCUGUCAAUCAGAAGAGCACUGGUGAAAAGUGGUUCAAAAACCAGCCAGUUGGAAGAAACAAACUCGGUUUAAUGGUGAAAACAAUGGCACGUAACGCCGGUCUUACUGGGAAAAAAACAAACCAAUUCUUGAGAAAAACAUUGUGUACAAAACUCCUCCUUUCCGGCGCUGCUCAUACGACUAUUAUGCAAUAUUAUCUGGUCACAAAAACGUAAAUAGUGUAAAUAACUAUGCCGUAGCUUCCCUUAACCAAUAACGUGAAAUGUGCGAAACUCUUCAAAACGUGAAGAAGUCUGCUAUAUCUUCCAGUGUAACAUCCACAGUAUCACGUAGGCCAAUGGCGGAAACAUCACACAGUCAAAACCUACCAGCCGUCACAACUUGUCCCCGUGAGAAAGAGGUGCAAAAUCUUGCGACGGGAACUUUCAAUAUAUCCUUUCAAAUAUCAUCCCAGUCAAAAAAUACCACAUCUCACAGCAUGUCACCUCCUCGUAAGUACAGACGCAUAGCACAGCUUCCCGACUCCGAUUCUGAUGACUGAAGUUACCGAUAUUUGCGAAAACCAUCAGUAUUAACAAAAUUUAAAGUUUGACCUCUACAAAAUACUAAAGGUAUGUGAUAAAUGCAAGACCACACACUUGUGUUUUUCUAACGAAUCAGAAAGCAUGAGUUUAUUGUGCGGACGAAUAUAUUCACGAGUGCGCAGAGCGCACGAGUGAAUAUAUACGUCCGCGCAAUAAACGAGUGUGUAGUCUUGUAUAUGUAUUCUCUUUUUUUUUCAACGAUUUUAUUGGGCAACAGGCGAAUGCUAUACAUUUCCGAAAAACAAUUCUAUACAGCGUGAAUUGUUGAUUCUGAAGUACAUACAAGUAAUAUCAAAGAAAAUUUUAUCAAGAUUUGUAAAUGACCAAAACAUUUUUAUGUCUGACUUUUUUGUUUUUAUUUUACAACGAUAUUUGAUCAAAUGGAUUUAAUUUCAUAGUGCUGACAGAGUGUUGCAGUUGUAUCAGCAUUAAUAUUGUAAUACAUGUAUGAUAUGAAAUGUUCUUACAAGUGCAGUGCAUAAUUAAUUACUGUUUUUUUUCAUAUAUUUUUCUAUUUUUUUCACCUCCGUGAAGUUGAUAACCUAUUUGAUUCCAUCAUUACAUAAUCGUUUCUUAUUCCUCAUUCCUGAUUUCAUUACAUAUUCUUUUCCCCUUUACUGAUUAGCACAUCAAAUGGUUCAAAACUUAUAAUUAAACGUUCGCAUUACCUAUUCGAACAUUUUAUUCUUGAUCCAUACCUUAUUACUUAUUCAGUUAUUUCAUUACUUAUUCGAUUCCUUCAUUACUUCUCGUUUUCUCUUUAUUUAUUAAGGCUUUAAAUGAUUAAAAACUAAUUAUUCAAUAUUCCCUUCACCCUGUCGAUUCCUUAUCCAUACCUUAUUACUUAUUCAAUUGACAGAUUACUCAUUCGAUUCCUUCAUUACUUAUUCGUUUUCUUUUUACUUAUUAACACUUUAAAUAGUUCAAAACUAACAAUGAAACAUGUCAAUCGUCUUGUCGACCAUUCCAUUCCUUAUCCAUACCUUAUUACUUAUUCUAAAUUCCUUCAUUACUUAUUCGGUCCCUUCAUUAUUUAACCAACCCCACCCCCUUAUUUCGUGUGUGUUUAUGAGAAUGAAAGCCAGAGAAGACCAUGCUGGUAGGGCUCUCGACAACCCCUAGAAACAUCAGGCUUCCCAUGCAUUUAAAUAACUUUGUAUUAAUUGGUUUUUGCGUGACCUUUCUUUCUGUAGUUAUUUAACUAUUUUAUAUGUAUUACCUUAUCCCUUAAUCUCUGUAAUUAACUUAUGCGUUUAUGUUCAUUCAAUUACCAAUUGAUGAUAUUUGAUUUGUAUUUUGAUUUGUAUAAUGUAUAUUUCUUGUUGUAAUUCUUCAUUUUGGAGGAAAUAAUGAAAUGAUUAAAAAAAAUAGAUAAUAUAGCAUUUUAAAUUAUGUUUAGUACGCACAUAUCACUGCAACACGAGCUAUCAUGUGACGUAUAAUGAAUAGCUGGUAACCUC
Messenger RNA from Pecten maximus, 5212 nucleotides. RefSeq names its product BTB/POZ domain-containing protein 6-like. Gene Ontology annotation, biological process: neurogenesis. The transcript is spliced from 4 exons. Gene Ontology annotation, molecular function: protein binding. Gene Ontology annotation, cellular component: cytosol. The record is from RefSeq and is a predicted model, not a curated record. The coding region runs from base 82 to 1362 and encodes 426 amino acids. NCBI's taxonomy places the organism in Eukaryota, Metazoa, Mollusca, Bivalvia, Pectinida, Pectinidae.